Amoebophrya sp. A25 is the source of this 3272-nucleotide messenger RNA. The record is from the annotation of a GenBank genome assembly. Lineage: Eukaryota; Dinophyceae; Syndiniales; Amoebophryaceae.
AGGCUUGUUGUACAUUCACAAAAUGCGACUAAGAGCAGCACAGAUGGCAUGACUGUGCUAGUUGUCCCGUUCUGCAUAGCGAUUGGGCCUGCCAGUAGCAUACUUUUCUUUUCCAUAUUGCUAACUAUCUUGCGCAAAGACAUUGCGCCUGCGCGGUCUUGCUUCGAGAUCAUGGCGCUACUUUUUCCCAAAACAAACUUAAACUCACUCACUCAGUCAAUACCCACAAAAUGAAGCUUCUCUCAUCCCGAAGAUCGCGACUACGUAUCUCUCUUGUCGAUCAUUUUGGCGAGCAGCACUACAGUGGUACUCGCUUUUGAGAGGUGUACGAGUGAGGAGAAUGGAGUGUACCCCUCAAGUUGUCUGUGCACAGGAGUGGAGCUCUUCCGUCGCGACCUAGCCAUGCCAAACGGGUGCGCGUGCACUGAAGCUGCGGGAGGGAAAAAUGGUAUUAGUAGUUUCUUUGUUUGAGGUGGUUUCAGAAGAUACAGGCCUGGUAGGCACGAUGCUUUUACCUGUACUAUCUGGCUGCUGAGAUGCAUACCCGUCAAACGACUGGGUAUCUCAUCGUCAUGUGUGAAAGUGCAGGCAGUCUGUUACUUGCUAUGUAUUGUAGUAACAAUUUCGUAGCAUCAACUGGCGCCAAAAAAUCUCCCCAACCCCACCGCAGAAAUGCAAUGCGCCAUUGCUCAUGCUCCUCAUUACCGAACUGCGGAAAACGAAGUCCGUACUUUCGUCUCCUCAUGUUCGAGCUGUAGUGCAGCACGACUGAGGUGCAUCGACGGGGAAAGCUAUACUGUAGGGGAGCGCGCUGAAGAGGGAGGCCUAGAGAAGCAAUUGCUGACAUCGACACUGGGCAUUUUGAUCUUAUCGCUGAGUGGGGUCUGUGCGUUCGCCGCGGUUGUUAUGGCAAGGAAGUGGAAUGAGCUUUAACUUACUUUGACAUAAUAUUCAUGAAGACGCCGAAGCAGAGACUCAUCAUUUUCAGACUUAGAAGAAGGCGAAAACGAGGAAAGGACAAGGGCUGCGCAUUGCGGUAGAGAAGUGACAGAAAGUUUGACUGUGGUAGCGCCAUCCGAAAUGAACCCCGAUAGUAUUCAUGCAAAAGUAGUAGAAAUAAGCAAUAGAUUUGCAUUUUGAAUCGACGUGAUCAUCUCUAACAUCCGAAGUUGUUUCCACUUCGUAUGCUGUCGAAGAGGUGAAAGCGGUCGGACUCUUGUUGGAUCCAUGCUUAGCAGGAGUAGAGACCGUAGAAUACUGAAUCUGCCAGACAAUGCGAUAGCGGAUCGUGGGUUGGGGGUCGUCGCGGGAACAGGAGGCGUGGCGGUGGAUCAUAGUAGUUGUGAAUCAUCGUGACGUGAUAGACAUUACGACUAGCCUCAAUUUUGACUGUAUUUUUUUGUAAAUGUAAAAGUGCUUGCUCUUAUUUUCUUCCUCCUCAGACCUUGCAGCUGCUGUAUCAAUGUGCAAGUUUAUUCCAGAACAAGGUAGGCACUUUCAUUAUGGGCUCACCUAAUCACUGCGCUAGCGCUACCCAGUAAAUGCUCCACCGUCUUCGCCGUAUGGUCCUGUGCAGACGAGUCAGACGCCUUACUACAUCAAAAAUUUUCCCGCUGGGGGAGGAUCAUCUUAAGGCUAUUCAGAAAAUGUGAAAACUUUUAGUUCCAUCCGGCGCGCCUUCUAGUAUAGCAGGGCUUCAGACAUGAGACACAUCCUCCGAAUCGAGCAGGAAGAUAGAGCAAAGUAGAAGAUCUGACGAAAUAGAAGACACAUGCGCAUGAGUCAUAGCUGCUGAUGCGAGAAGUAGAAGCCUCAAAUCAAACGGUGACGGGGAAAGCGGCCCUUACAAUCGGAGCGCGUCAGCUGACGGUCGCAAAAAGGUUAAGGGGAGAUAACUGCGUCCUUGAUUGGGGCUUGAUUGUCUCCAUCUAGUAGAGGUCUAUUCUAGUAGAUAAAGCAAGAACUUCAAAUAUAAAACUAGCGGCCAGAAGUCGUCAGGGAAAUCUUAUGCAGAUUGCCGAGUAGAUUCGCAUCGUCAUAAGCUUCUUCUUCGUCUCUACUUUUGGCAGAUAUUUCCUGCAUCAAGUAAAGGAAAGUAUAUCUGAAACAAGUAGUCUUUCUCUAACAUCCAGGAAUCCUCACCACCGGAAUCGAAGAACUUCCUAGGGAGUAUAUUCGGCUCUCUUCGGGCAAGUUCCUCAUCUCCGGCAAAGGGAAAGCACAAAUCGGGUCGAAAGUCAUUGGAUAACUUAAGGCAGGGCGUUAGGUUGAUGCUUAGUGUGGUCGUUAGAUAAAGAUAACUUGCGGCUGGGUGUUUGAUGUUUUGAGUCAUUGGAAGUGGAAGCUAACUAAGGGUCGCGCAAGUCAUUAGAGAACCAUACAAGUUAUUAGAGAACCAUACACGUCGUGCCAUCGCGUGCUACCGUAUCCUAUCCGAUAGAAUGUGGCAGGGUGUUUCUAAGAACGACACCAAAUCUGGAUCCAGACGCCUACGGUGGAUACAACUGGGGAAGACGAAACAGUAGGGGAAGCAGUCGCGCUAGCUCAGAAGCAAGCACACGCACAGACUUGGGCGAGUCUCGUUGUAAACAUUGACGAUUAUUUGUUGCUCUCCAUUUAUUUCUUCGAGUUUGGCUGCAUCUGGAUACAUGGAGAUACGUCCCUACCACACCCUCUUCGAAAUCGAAAUAAUGUCUAACGACCUUGCUUCUAUCCUCUUCACUACCGCAGCCGCUUCUCCGCCGCAACCGUCUGCUCCUCGCUUGGGAGCUAGCUUUAGUAGGAAUCCUGGAAGUCUGAAUUUUAUACCGCCACCGCCACUAGGGAUGCCACCAGCGCACAUGCAAGUGUAAUGGAGUAGUUUGAAUCAACAAGAUGAGGAUAGAAUGCGCACAUUAUGAGUUAUUAACUUCUUUUUGAGUACUUACUUAAACGCUGAUAGAUCACCUUUGCGAGCUCACUUUGAAGAAUGCAAAUCCUUACACAUAAAGAAGAAGCUCUUGUUUUUUUCGGCUUCUUUUUUUCGCAGAGCUUGAUGAUUUUGCUGCAGGCGAUGUCAUUGGACAAAAGAGUAAGUGGCACAAGGAGACCACGCACUAAUGCCUAUUUUCGGACACAGUCAGAGUCAGCCUGCCUUGUGUUGGGAAAGUAUGGCACGAAUCCACUACUGAUACUGUAGAGCUAUCGCCUACAAGUUUGGUCUGUUAGACAGCUGCUCUUGCGCUGUUUAGAUAACUACGCAAGUGAUUUCUUCUUUUCUAGCACCUAAGAUA